GCGGCUGCGGCUGCUGGAAGCAGAGAGAGCGAGGCAGGGCCAGACGUGUCCCGCGGUGCGCGUGCGUCUGAGCGUCGCGUGGGUGUUCCUGCGGGGCCUAAACGCCUGGGCACCAUGGACUGUUGCCAGGGGUCCCAGCCCCGCAAGAGGGACGAGCCGGCGGGCGGGCCGGGCGGGGCGGGGCGGGGCCUGCAGUGAGGUCACCGGCGACGGGCGGCUCUGCCGCGGGGACGACAACGCGGCGUGGUCUCCGCGGGGCGCACGGAGGGACGGCCGCGCUGUCAGACCCGAGUUGCAGGGGCUGGAGAGCGGCCGCGGGAAUACAGCGCCUCCAGUUGACCAGGAGCUCCGGGGGGGCAGGGGGUUGUCCCACCCUCUCUGUGCCCUGCCCCAGCCCUGGCCUGAGUUGAAUCAAGGACCAACUGCUCUCCACAUCCCUGCUCCCACUCUGCCCUCUGGCCCCCGGCCAUGACGCCCCUGCUCGCCCUGUUCCUCGUGGCCCUGGUGGGCCUCCCUGUGGCUCAAGCUCUGGACUGCCAUGUGUGCGCCUACAAUGGGGAGAACUGCUUCAACCCCAUGCGCUGCCCGGCCAUGGUCUCCUACUGCAUGACGACGCGUACUUACUACACCCCGACCAGGAUGAAGGUGAGCAAGUCCUGUGUGCCCAGCUGCUUUGAGACUGUGUACGACGGCUACUCCAAGCACGCAUCCACUACUUCCUGCUGCCAGUAUGACCUCUGUAAUGGCGCUGGCCUUGCCACCCCCGCAACCCUGGCCCUGGCCCUUAUACUCCUGGCCACCCUCUGGGGUCUGCUCUAAAGCCAGGGAGGGCAAAGCGCUGAGCAGCAUAGCCCCACCCUCUCCUCCUGCACCCCCCCACCUACCCUCUGCCCUCCCCGGACCCCCCAGCCACACCCAGGACUGUCUGCAAGAGGACUCGACCUCUCCCAGCCACCCUGAGGUCUGCUUCCCGUUUGUGAUCUGGUUUCCUAAAGGCUCAUGUGGGACUACACCUCCCAAGGCUUCUGGCUUUGACGAGGCAGAUAAGUCUCUCCUCAUCCAAGGAUUGGGACGUGGGCACAGUGUGCCGUUGGCCCAGGAACACUGAUUUGAAGGGGCCCUUUGGCCCCUCUGCCUUGUAGGUGUGCUGGAGGGGGAUGGACGAUCGGGGUCCCGGGGGUCGGGGCCGGUUCCAGGAAGUAGGCUCUCCGGGGCUCCAGGAGGGCUGCCUGGGGCGGAGAGGGCUGGAGGGCAGAGGGAGGCAGGCCUGGGCCCCUGGGCUGUGCCCUCCUUCCAAGCAGCCCUGGCAGGGGAGGGACUAGCUCAGCCUGGAGAGGCCCCUGAGGGCCCUCCCGAUCCGGCGCUGGGCCCCUGCGCAGGACGCGGGUCUGGAUAGAUCAGGCUAUAUUUGGUGGAGCUUGACAGCUGAUCCCGGGGCUAUUUUGGGGCCAGGAGGGAAGGGUGCUGAGCCGCAGCCAUCCGAAGCCUGGCCUCCUGCCCUAAGCAGGCCUGGCGGAGGGCGCCCUUUUACGGAGUGAACUCUUGCCGGGUGCCCGAAAGGAUUCGCCCAACCCCGUCGGACACGCGGGGGCGGGAGCGACGCCCUCUCCGGACUGUCUGGCCGCACUGGGGGGGCUGGGCCGGCCGGAGAGGAGGAGAAGGCGGACUUCGGGAGGCCGAAGAGGCAGAGGACGGGAGGAGGGAUCACAGCAGAAGGAUCGGGCCGUGCUCCCUCCGCGCGCAGCGGGCGUUCCCUCGCCCCUGGCCGCGGGCGAUCGCAACAGGGUCCCGACUGAAGGGGAUCGUGGCGCGCUGGCCUCGGGCCCGAAGGCCACGCCAGCUGCCCCGGGGGUUUCGCGGCCCCUCGACUCUGACCCUGCCCGCGGGGAGGCGAGAGCUCUGCACCGGCUGGAGCGCUCCUGCCUCAUCCCUAGGAGCGGCUCUCAGCUGCCCCCAAAUCACGCUGGGCCUGGAGACCCCCAGGGGCCCAGGAAGACAGUCGUGUCCGACUCUUUACGACCCCACAGACUGUAGCCCCCCAGGCUCCUCUGUCCUUGGGAUUCUCCAGACCAAGAAUACUGGAGUGGGUUGCCAUGUCCUUCUCCAGGGGAUCCUCCUGACCCAGGGAUGGAACCUGGGUCUCCCGCAUUGCAGGCAGACUCUUUACCUUUUGAGCUACCAGGAAAGCCCAGGGACCCAAGAAAGCUUAUCAUUUAAAGGGUACCCACCCACCCAGGUGAGCCCCACCCCUCCAGGUUGCGCAAGCCCAGGUCUGUCCACCGAGAGGCCGAGGGGCAGGAGCACCUUCCAGCCGGCACAGCCCACACCCCACAACCCGUGGGGGUUGUCCCUGGAACUCAGAAGCUUUGGCCACUAAGCGUGGCCCCUGUCAGGGGGACCUGUGCUGGAAAUUCUUUCCUGAAAGCUUCCCUCUGAGACCCCCAGACGUCAGGGACCUGGAUGCUCUGGGGAAGCCGGUGCAGGAAGUCCUUAGCUGGGGCUGGGUUGGACUUCGCAGAGGGCCACGAAGCAGAAGGACCACGCCCAAAGGAGUGCUCAGCCCAGGGAGCGACCGGUGUCCCGCCCAGUCUUUGUGAGCCCCUUCCUGGAGGAGGCUUGGAGGAAGCCUGACUACCCCACCCCCAGCUCCUCUUCCCACAGCCCCCCAGGAGUGGGCCACUUCAGGGAGGAGACCAAACCCCCGCUGCACGUGCAGGCUGAUAGCGGGGGCAGCCGCGGGCAGACCACUCUGCUGACUCAGCAUGAGAGGCCUGGGAAGCUGGGUCACUGACAGCUUGUGCAAGCGCUUUGUCCCGGGUCUAGUGGCUCCUCAGCUAGACCGGGUCAUCCCUCCCCCAACGCAGUCCCAGCGAGGAUGUAGUGGAGCCCUGCCUCCAGUGGCAGCUGAGAGUGCUGUAUUGGGGGCCGGAGGGAGCAUCUUACUCCUGCCUCCUGCAUCCAUCUGUCCACGCUGACCUGGGCCCCUGCCAACGCCCAUGGCACUGCCCCAGCGCCAGGGACCAGUCUGCCCACACCACGCGCACAGAUGGUUCUGCCUGGCUGGGGGAGAAGCCCAGCACAGAGCUGCGGGAAGAUGUUCCCCUCCUGCCCAGGCCCGGCCCCCUGGUGGGAAGUGUGUGGCUUUGCAAAGGCAGGAGCACCAGCAGGGCCCUUGGACACCAAACAGGUAAACUUGCCGGGACUGACUGUCCAGAAGGUUAGUAACGAACAGCUGCCAGUUUCCCUGCGGUUGUGGCUCUAAGCACCAGCACAGCCCUGCGUGUAGGAGCCGCCAAUGCCCCUUUUCACAGACUGAGACAGAGAGAUGAAGUGGCUGCCCAAGGCGGGCUGGACUUCUUGCCCCGCUCCACCGCACCCCCAACCCAACCCCACUGCACCCCGCCCCACCAUGCCCUUGCUUCUCCCAUCAGCUGGGAGAGAAAGGGGAAGCUGGUUAAUAAGUUUAAGAGGAUUUUAGCAUGUAAAGUAAUUACAACAGCUUCAGGUCAGGAAGGCUUAGAAGAAAAACAUUGGAACUAGGUGUGAGAAGCCAUAAAUGCCACAGUCAAGGGGUUCAGCCCAGUGUGUGGGCACUGGACCGGGGUGGAAAGCAAAGAGGAGGGCAGAGGGGUGCCCAGCACCGCAGGCUUGCCUGGCCCAGACCCCUUCCCCACCUGUGUCAGGGCCGUGGGGCCCCAACAGAAACGAGAGCCUCGCGGGGCGGGCGGUGGGCGAGCUCAUCCUUGCAGCUCUUGGCGGCAUCUCAAGUCCGGAAGCAGCCUGUGUGUCCCAGUAGCGGCUGCCUGAGCAGGUGAGGCCCUCUGUGGACUGCCCUCCCUGGGCUCCUGCGCCAUCCGUCCAUCUGGAGUCCGGCUGAGAAGCCAGUGCCAGAGCUCUGACCCAGAAACCGGACUGGUUCUGGCACCAUCACGUAAGGAGGGCGUGGGUGCCCCUGUGGCUGGUGCCCGGCUGUGGACGACGCUCCAGAGGGGAGGUCGGACAGCUGCUUCUCCUUUUCCCUUUGUGGCGUGUGAUUUGUGGUAAUGAAAUAUGUCUCUUCAUGAUUCUAACCCUCUGAGAAAGGUGGAAAGAAACUGAAAGACCUCUUUCCUUUCUAUCCCAGCUCCCCCCCGCCCCCCGCCAAGUUCGUUGGGUCCUGCCACUCAGGCUGACCUGGAGCUGCUUCUUCACAUCUCCGAGCCUCAGUUGUUCUGUGGUUAAAAUGAGGACGAUAGUGCCCACCAAACUGGGGCCUGGUGCGAGUGAGGGAGGCUGUGGCUUAAGUGCCCAUCCCAGGCCCGGCACACCAGAGGCCCCAAGGGAAUGAAUGGACGGACAGAUGAACGGAUGGUGCCCUUCCCCUUCAGUCCACUUGCUGAGGUCCAGGCACUUCCCAGGCCCAUGCCCCAAGCCUUGCCACUAUGGGGCAUGGAAUAGCCUUCAGGCUAUGGCCCCCCUCUGUGUACACCAGAGAAGUCAUUUGUACCUCCUCAAGCCGGUGAAUAAAUGAAUGAAUAUGUGUA
Molecule: messenger RNA, 4523 nt
Organism: Bubalus bubalis (water buffalo)
Lineage: Eukaryota; Metazoa; Chordata; Mammalia; Artiodactyla; Bovidae
Product: ly-6/neurotoxin-like protein 1
Exons: 4
Coding region: 469-819 (116 amino acids)
Source: RefSeq, a predicted model, not a curated record